GCGUUUGUGCCGGCGGCGGGCGCGCUCGGGAGCGCGGGGUUGGGGCGCGCCGGGAAGGCGGCGCGGGUGUCCGUCGGUCCGUCCGGGAGCGUGCGCCCCGCGGGGCCCGGCCCUCAGCCUGCCCGCUGGGGGCACGCCUGCCGCCCGCUGCCGCCGCGACGCGGGCAGCGACGCGAGGAGCCGCCAGGAUGAAGCUGGUGAGGAAGGACCUGGAGAAGGAUAAUGCGGGGCAGGUGACGCUGAUCCCUGAGGAGCCUGAGGACAUGUGGCACACCUACAACCUGCUACAGGUGGGUGACAGCCUGCGCGCCUCCACCAUCCGCAAGGUUCAGACCGAGUCGUCCACGGGCAGCGUGGGCAGCAACCGCGUCCGCACCACCCUCACCCUCUGCGUGGAGACCAUCGACUUCGACUCACAGGCCUGCCAGCUGCGGGUUAAGGGCACGAACAUCCAGGAGAACGAGUACGUGAAGAUGGGCGCCUACCACACCAUCGAGCUGGAGCCCAACCGUCAGUUCACCCUGGCCAAGAAGCAGUGGGACAGCGUGGUGCUGGAGCGCAUCGAGCAGGCCUGCGACCCGGCCUGGAGCGCCGAUGUGGCGGCCGUGGUCAUGCAGGAGGGGCUGGCUCACGUCUGCCUGGUCACCCCGAGCAUGACGCUGACUCGAGCCAAGGUGGAGGUGAACAUCCCCCGCAAGCGGAAAGGGAACUGCAGUCAGCACGACCGGGCUCUGGAGAGGUUUUACGAGCAGGUGGUGCAAGCCAUCCAGAGGCAUAUCAACUUUGAGGUGGUGAAGUGUGUACUGGUGGCUAGCCCAGGCUUCGUGCGGGAGCAGUUUUGUGACUACAUGUUCCAGCAGGCAGUCAAGACUGACAACAAACUUCUGCUGGAGAACAGGUCCAAGUUCUUACAGGUCCACUCUUCCUCAGGACAUAAAUACGCACUGAAAGAAGCACUCUGCGACCCAGCUGUAACUAGCCGUCUUUCUGACACUAAGGCAGCUGGUGAGGUCAAAGCCUUAGAUGACUUCUAUAAAAUGCUGCAGCAUGAGCCUGACCGGGCUUUUUAUGGCCUGAAACAUGUGGAAAAGGCCAAUGAAGCCAUGGCCAUUGAUACCCUGCUGAUCAGUGAUGAGCUUUUUCGGCACCAGGAUGUGGCUACACGUUCCCGAUAUGUUAAAUUGGUAGAUAGCGUACGGGAGAACAUGGGCACAGUGCGCAUUUUCUCCAGCCUCCAUGUGUCUGGAGAGCAGCUGGGCCAGCUGACAGGGGUGGCAGCUAUCCUGCGCUUUCCAGUUGCUGAGCUCUCUGACCAGGAAGAUGAAUCUAGCUCUGAAGAGGAUUGAUAACAGUGGCUUCAUUCCACAGUUUCUUUUCAGUGUCAUGUUGAAAUGACAUUAAAAGGUCCUCCUCACCUGAAUACUGUGUGCACAUGUACCAUGACAUGUAAUUAAAAAGGUUUAAUAAUAAACAUAUACAUGCAUAUAUAUAUAGCUUUAUGUAGCACACUACUUGAUAUCUGAUGUAUGGUAAUAAUUAUUGAUAUGCUGUGCUGAGCUGACUGUUUUUGCAGUUCCAGACCACCAGCAGUACAAGAAACUAAUUUGGCUCCUCAGUUCUGGUUGGUCUGCAUGUUAAGGUAUACUGCCAACUUAGGUGAAAUGUGUAAGAAAAAAUAGUAAGCUAACAGGGCGAAAUUCAUGUUGUAAUAUUUCUUUUCAAAUGCUUGAAAAGAGUUUAGUGAAACAAAUGCAAACUUCUUGGGAGACUUGUCAAAACUGUGCUCGAUCUUCAUAGGUGCUCCCUGUUCUCUGUAAGGUGUGUCAAAGGAAUAGGGUCAAUAUCAAUUCUUAGGGCUUAGUGUGGUGAUGUAAGUCUAACCACUUGAAUAUUUCUGUGAAACACUUGAAGCAGUCUUUCAGCAGUGAGACCCUUUAUCUUAACCAUAACUUUACAUUUCUUUGCUAACACAGUAGUAGAUGCAGGACAAAUGGUGGCUCUCAGUGCACCCAUUUAGUUGUCUUUUUGAAUACUGUACCUUGGGAGAUUGUACUGAAGACUAACAAGGAGUCAUUGACUAUAUUCUGCUAACUUGGCAUUUAGCAUCCAGUUCAGAGAAAGUAUAGGAAAAAACUUAGAAAAUCAGGACUUGAGUUUCCACAAAGAAUCUUUUGAUAGCAAAUAGUUUAGGUAACUUCAUAAUCUGGUAUUCUAUUUGCAUAAUUCUUUAAAAACAUAAUUAAAUGGUGAUACUGAAAUAAAGAUGACAAAAUUAUAAAUCAAACUUGAGCUUUAGCUAGCGGCAACUGUAAAAGUGAAAAUUACCUUUUCAAUUACUUGAUCAGCUCAAAGUACUGAGAGCCAGAAGGAGUUUUAUUUCUUCAGUGGGCCAUACAUCUUACAUUGAGGAAGCAAAAACUGCUUUCAGAUUCAGACAUAAACUGUGGUUGUAUUGUUUCAAACCAAGGUUUGGUGAUGGGGCUUGUGUGUGUAAAUAGACUUUUUUCUCUUAUAGAUGUGAUGGAAGGUGAGAACAGGAACCACAGAAGAAUUCUGUGACAUGGAAAGUAUUGUAAGAGUGGACCAUUAAAAAACAAAACCACCAGAACUCCUAGUCUGGGUAGAAUAAAAAUUAUUUUUCUAAAACUAAGGCUAGUCCCCUAUGUUCAUGGGUGCCAAUUCUCUGAAUUUAAUACUAUCUAUUGGUAGCUGAGACACAAAUCUAAACUUCUUGAUAGAAAAGUACUUUUGAAUUAAAGCCAUCUCCCCUCUUCCACAUCAUCCACACAGUCUAAGAAAUCCUUGAAAAGAACUUAUAUUAGAGCUGUAACACUUUGAUUCUUCUUUUGCUGAAGACAAGCAAAGCCCAUUGAGAUACUUGUUUACAGUCAGCUUGCACACAUAAAUUAUGUUAUUUGAGCUUUACAUUUUGUCUUGAAUGGUGUUGGGUGCCACAAGUCAUAGAAUGCUCAGGUAGGCUUUAUUUAGUAGUUAAGACUGCUUAAAAUAAUUUCUUUUUUUUCUUAUUUGCCUAAGUUUAUCAUACACUUUUUAGCUAGAAAGCACCUUGAUUCCUGUUAUAUCUAGUUUAAUGUUAAAAACAGGAAGCAGAAGAAAUUGACCUGGAAAUACUAAUUAUAGGCAGCAAGUUAGGGCCUUAAAUAAAAUCAUAUCUAAACAAGUCAUUAAUUUCUCUGAGCUUUUAUAAUAUAGGAUGAUAUAGCAGUAUAUUCCCAUUUUCUAAGUAGUGCAAAUUUGUUGCAACUGUACACAAAUGACAUAUUUUAAUUUGUAGUGUACCACAAAUUCUUAGUUUUUCUCAGAAAAUUCUCCGAGAGACAAAUCAAACUCCUCUUUGGUUGUGGGAUGGAUUGCUGUUUUAUCAAACCAGAUUGGUUCCAAUUAUUCCAUUGUAAACCAGAAAUUAUGAAGAGUUUUGCUGAGUACUACAUGAUUACAAUGAUGGAUUUGUGUUUUGUGCCUGUAGUUACCAUCAAGGAAAAGAAGUGGCCAUUUUGUUGCAGUUUUGUUUUUCUUUUUGUUUCAUCUGCUAAAAAUGUGAUGAUAGUGAUUCUUUUAAUUAUUUAUACUUAGAAUUAAAAUUCUGUCUUGACUUUAUAUUUUGUGUAAUUUUCUUUUUUUUUUUUAGCUAUUGCUAUCAUGUUGUUAUAUCUCUGAAAGAAAUACACAUGGAAUUGCCCAAAGAAAAUAAGUAUGGAAGGGUGGGAUUUUUUUUUUUUUUUUUUUUUUUUUUUUUUUUUUUUUUUUUUUUUUUUUUUUUUUUUUUUUUUUUUUUUUUUUUUGGUAAGCAUUUUUGUUGUAAAAUAAAUAUACAAUCUCUAUGUAUACAAAUGCAUCCUGUUUCAGGAAACAGCUUAAGGGCUUGGUAUUGAAAAUUGGCUGUGUUCAGUGCUUGACCUGGCCAAGUUCCAGGGUUGCUAGUGUCUUCUACAUUUCAAGGAAUUUUGAAUAGUUGAAAAGUCCAUUCUGACAAAGUUGCUUGCUCAAUGCAGACCUUAGUUUGUGUGUAUAGAUAACACUUGCACAGAAGAGGAUGCUCUCAGCAUAUCAAAGGAGUGAGUGCUAGAGCCAUGGGAAAAUAUUUUUUGUGUUUAUUGUUUGGAAUUAAACUAAAAAAUAUAUUUUGAAAUGUCUCCAUUUAGUUUAGGAUUAUAUUCUGGCAUAAUUCUGUGAAUUAAUAGUGUGGUUUAGCUUUCAGUUUUUCUGUGUUCAAAAUGAAUGAAGACAUAUUGCAGGACUUCCUAAAUCUUGUUACAUUUGGUAGGAAGAAAGCUUUAAAAAGUAUGAAAUUAGAUUGAUCAUGAACCCUGCUGUGCUAGACAGUGAUUCAAAUAAAUUUAUUUCCUCAUUUGCCUCUCUUGCAAAUUUGUAUUUUGGAACAGGCCCCAGUCUAUUAGUUUUGUCACCUUUGGCAUUUAAAUCCACUUAUCACAUAUGUUUUUUGUGGUUGUUAAUCAGCUAAAGCUUAGUGCAAAAUGCAAGGUCACCACCAGCUGGAGACCAAACUAAUCCUACUAAUUACAAGGCAAAAUAAAAGAUAAAUCCUGCAGUAAAAUUGUAAAGCAUUUUACCAGGAAAUUCUUUGUCUCCCUCCUCUUGUCUUUACCAUUGUAUAAGUAAAAUGCUAGUAAUAAAUGAUCUUUUGACCACCAUUGUGCUAAGAGCCCAUAGCUCUUCAGUUUGAUUUGUGCUGGGACUAGACAUGAUGUUUUUAAAGCUGUGUAAAUGUCUAAAUUUUCAUUUGCUACUGUUCUCUUGCAGGUUAAGUAGCCCUGAAUUUUAAAACUAACUUACCCUCUGAAAAUUUCUUACAACUUCUGAGCUGCUGACCUUGGUUUACCUUGUUCAGUGAAGGUAUAUUAUAGCUCAGUUUUCAUUAGAGACUGAUAUAUCACUUGAGCCUCUCAAAUUUCUUUAUAGAAGCAGGAUUGUAAGUCCAGAAAAAUGUACACAUAUGCAUGUGUGUUUUAGAUCACCCAGUCCACUCACUUUUCUCUUGAGACUUUCAUAGCUCUCAUUUCAAAGAAAAGUCUAUUUCAUGAAGGAAUAGACACAGUUUAGGGGGAAAACCCGCCAUAUUGUCAGAAUGUGUUACUUGAAGCCGUAUUUCUACAGUGUGUAGUACUGACUCUACAAAAGACCUACGAAAACAAUUUUUAAAAUGUGAAGCAGCAUCUGGAAGGUCUGCCAUUAGGAAUCCGUGUUUAUAACCUAAAAUCAGAAUCCCUGCCGGAGACAUAAUAACAGAAAAAAUGAAUUACUUCAGAAAAGUAUUUGAUCUACUUUUUAGAUAGGCAGAACUUAAAACUUGAUGUUUUUUCUUGCAUUGGUUGCUUUAAUCUGGAGAUUUGUCUGUUCUCAUUUGAUUUAGCAGAUAGUGGGGAGAGAGUGGUGACAAGGCGUUGCAGUAGAUAAUUUUCCCGUAUCUGUCUUUCUCCUGUAAUGCCUACAAAUUGCUUUUAGGGACUGUUUAAUUUAGAUUUUGUGCGGGGGAAAAAAUUAUUUUGAUGUUUCAUUAUUCUGCAAAUUUAGGGUUAAGAAAAUGCCUAACCAUUUGGUUUUGUGAUAAUUACGAUUCUUAAUUCAGGCUCCAACAGGAGUUGAGCCUGGGCUUUUUCAGCAGUGGAAAGAAUAAAGGCAGGCUAUGAAGCGUCUUGUGUGACAGUUGCCCGAAAGCUUGCUGAGUAAGUGUAGUGUUUAGUCCUGCCCCAUAUUUUAUGCUUGACUCAAAUAGGGCAUUGACUUGGAUUUGAGGGUAACUGCUUGCAUGAUACAGAAUCUAAAGGAAAGACAUGUCAGCAGUCUAACAACCAAAAUGCAUAUCAUACCCUGCCAACUUGUGAAGUUUACUGUUUUAAAGAUGCUCUGUAGCUUUCCUGUGAAAAAAUUGACUCCUAAGGUGUCUUAGCCUAAAAUAAAGUGUGAGGAAAAGGCUUCUGAAA
Messenger RNA from Lonchura striata (white-rumped munia), 5963 nucleotides. It is a transcript of the gene PELO, whose product is annotated as pelota mRNA surveillance and ribosome rescue factor. NCBI's taxonomy places the organism in Eukaryota, Metazoa, Chordata, Aves, Passeriformes, Estrildidae. The record is from RefSeq and is a predicted model, not a curated record. Gene Ontology annotation, cellular component: cytoplasm. Gene Ontology annotation, biological process: nuclear-transcribed mRNA catabolic process, non-stop decay; ribosome disassembly; RNA surveillance.